CCUACUUGUACCUUUUAAAACUAUAUCAUUGUUAUACAAAUUUUAACAUUAUGAUAGGAUAUUUCCCAUUCUAUAAAUAUAACAUUAUUCUAGGAAUAGGCGAUUGUGCCGAGAGUGGAAUAGAGAAGGCAAUGGAAUGAAGAGUGUCUAGAAUAUAAUAUUAGAAGAUGCUGUAAGACUGAAUUCAAAGAAAAUGAACAACAUAUGCAAAGGGAGCUUAAAACAGGAGGACUACGAGUGCCUACAAAUGAACUAUAUGUAUUUGAUAAACGAACUUGAACCAGUUCCCGUUGCUAAAUAUUUGUUCCAAAAUAAAGUGAUUAAGCUCCACGAAUUGGAGGAUAUUUCAAAUAGCUCGCCAAGAGACGAACAAAAUACAAAAUUAGUACACAUAAUUUUAAGGUCCGGCCCAGGGCAUUCUUACAUUAUAUUUUGUCAAGCUUUGGAACCACACCAAGGGCAUAUUCUAGAGAAAUUAAAUAAUUCAAAAUUGCAGAUAAUGUGUAGAGGUGUCGAAGAUAAUGAAAGGAACGUCACACAAGAAAAUUCGAGCGAAACUAUAGAGACAGACAGCAUUGAAAAUGGAGAAGCCAAUCCUAAUUCAUUAACAUCUAAUAUUGAGAGAGAAACCUUACAGACAGACGUAAUUGAAAAUGGAGAAGUCAAUGCUGAUUUGUCGACGUCUAAUAUUGACCAGCAUGAUGGUCAUUCAUUGGAGAUCCCUGGUAAAAGCUUACAAGAUUUGCAAACAGAAAUUGAAGAACUGAAGAAACAAUGUGAAAAACAGCAGCAAGAACUGAACAAUCAGAAAAAGUUUUUCGAAGAACUUCAGCAAAGAGAUUCUCCCUCUUGGGAAUGUAAAGCGAAAGCACUAGAAAAGGAAUUGUUACUUGUGCAAGCAGAAAAAUUCCAGAUGGUGAAUGAUUUAGAUUCUUGUCUAGAAAAAAUAGCUCAGAACCAUCCAAAUAGUGAUCAAUUACAGUAUUUAUUGCAUCACGCUUCUCAUUGGGGAUUCACUUUGACACUAAAAUCCCUGAUGAAAAAAGGUCUUGAUGUUGACAAACAGCUACAAGUGAUACGAAAGAAAAUUAUCACCCAGACUCCUUACCCAGAUCUUAAAACAUAUACAAUCGACAAACUUGAGAAAAAGCAAUCCCCAUUAAUGGUCGCAGCAGCCAACGGCAGCUUUCAAUCCUUAGACAUUCUUCUAUCGUCUGGUGCGAACGUGAACGCCAGAGAUGAAAGUGGUAAUACUGCCUUGAUCCACGCUUGCAGGGGAAGAUGUAUGGAUGACACUUCCGAAUAUGUGACCCUCGGAAACUUUGAUCAGCCUUUUAUCACCAACAAUCAAAUCAAGUGCGUUGAAAAACUUAUCACUGCUAAAGCUGACAUAGAUAGCAAAGAUAAGCACGGAAUGACGGCACUCAUGUUUUGCGCUAAAAACGGGGAUACUCUCCUGCUUCAAAAGAUCCUGGAAUAUGUUCCAAGCAGAGAAAUAAGAUGCAGUGAAGGAAAAACUGCACUCCUUUACGCUUGCUCUAAAAACACGGAACCACACGCUCUAUGUGUGUCUCUUCUUAUAGCGAAAAAAUCUGACAUUAAUGCCAAAGACUUCAAGGGGGAUUCAGCGUUAAUGCAUUCUAUAGAUUGUAACAACUUAAAUGCAUUCCUUAGCUUGCUAAAAGCAGGAGCAGAUGCUCAAGCAGAAAAUGAACAAGGCCUGACUUGCCUGAUGCACGCUGCAAUCAAAGCCGAGCACACAUUUUCCCAGGAGCUAAUAUCACGUAAUGUUGACGUCGAUAAUCAAGAUCCCAACAAUACAACAGCAUUAAUGAUAGCCGCUGGCUCCGACUGUCCAGUCAGCGUUGUAACAUUGUUACUUACUAAUGGAGCGAAUCCAAACCUUCAGAACUGCAAAGGGGAAACAGCUUUGAUGAUUGCCGCGUCUUUGUGCAAAGAGGACAAGGUCCGAGCAAUUCUUUCACAUGGCAAUAAAGUCGAUGUUAAUUUAAAAGCUGCCAAUGGUAUGUCACCUCUCAAAAUGGCUCGUCUCAGCCCGGCAGGGAACUUAGAAAGCAAGGAUACAAUAGUAAGUCUAUUAAUAGGUGCCAAUGCAGGUGAAUAAAAAGAACACUUAUUCGUAGGACAAGAGUUAAUUAUUUAACAGAUCUACAUUGCUGAAAGAAGAAAAAUCGUGCUGGAACAAUAUUGAAAACAAAGAUGUUUAGAUAGUAGGUUUUGUCAACUAGAAAUAAGCAAACAAGACAAUUAUGAGUUUUAGUGGUUAACAAUUUCUUCAUUACGGCAUUACAAUAAUGUAAUACCAAAAGACAUUCUGAUUUAAAUUAAAAACAAACAACAUAUUUUUAUGUUGGGCAUCAGCCAUUCGUAUGAGAAUAGUAAUCAAAUCACAUUCCUUUUUUUUAUACCGAAACAUUAGUGACACUGUCACAUCCACAUAUUUUGUGACACUGUCAAAUCCACAUAUUUUGUGAUACUCUCACGCCCACAUAUUUUUGUGACUGUCAAACCCAUAUAUUUUGUGACAAUGUCACACAUAUAUACUUUGACACUGUCACAUCCACAUAUUUUGUGACGCUGUCACAUCCACAUAUUUUGUGACACUGUCACAUCCACACAUUUUGUGACACUGUGACACGUCCUUCGCAAUAGUCCUACCUCUUAUACCCGAUGUCUCCUGGCGUGUAUUUAUUUCAAUUCUGCCCCUUGCGCACACCAGCAUAAGACAGAUACAUUUAAAUUCCAAUAUAGUGUCUGAAUUCUGACAUGAGCAACUGAAAACUCUUAUGAACUUCUCUGAAACAUUCAAACAUUACAGUUGAAAGUCAGGGCAGAAAAAAAGAAGCUCGUGUUAUGCUGAAUCUACCAAGCCAAAUAUAAUCUUAAUCAUGAAUUCGACAAAAGACCGGAUUGAGUCUUGAUAAGGCUCUAAGCUAUUCGAGUUAUGGAAGUCUUUGUAAUCAAAAUAAGGCAGUAUUUUUACUAUCUGUUCAAAAUGAUUGAAAAUAUUCCUGGAAUCAUUUUUGGGACCCCUAAGUAAGUUGGGGCCUGUAGCUUAAGCUUGUAUUGCCUAUAGGUAAAUCCAACACUGAUUCAAAGACCAGUUUUUAUUGUUCAUCUCUGGAGAAAUUAUGGACAUGAGAUUUAAUCAGCAUGUUGACUGGAAGUCUCAACUUCUGUUUAUUAGGACGAUCACGAUGUCAUGAGUCGAUACUUUGACCUAAUUCGACCAGUUUCUAGACGCCCAGUUCAGGUCAUAGAUGACCAGAGUAAACAAGUUAAUUAUAGUCAUCCAAUCAGAGAAAUAGGUUAAGGGAAAAAAAAAACAUAUGUCAGCUUCAAGAAGGGCACAGUUAAUAAAAUAAUUAGGGGAGAAGUUUCUAUAGUUCUGAAAAGUACGAUUUAGGAAAGUAUAAAUUAGGCGAAAGUUAGUCGGGGGUCCUCGCAUUGUAACGGUCCUUUGCUAAGUAACAGGUCCUUUGCUUAGUAACGGUCUUGUGUUCUAAUGAGUUUAAACACUUGCGGGUCCAUUAGUUGAAGUUAUACAUGUUGAAGUUGUUGUUCCAUCUUUAAGUUAUUUCAGUUAUAAGUUAUAUCAGUUAAAUGUGUAGUAUAAGAACGUUUCAUUUAAUGAAGUUAUUUAAGUAAAGUUAUUGAAUUGAGAAUGUACUUAUAUGUGUAAUUUGAAGAAGUUUAUUAAAGAAGUUAUAGGAUGUUUUUUUAGUAUGUUAUCAAGUCAUUUAUAUAAUCUCCAGCGUGAUGAUUCUGUUUGAACAAUAAUAUAGAUAAGAAGAAAUACCAAGAAAUAAAUAAACAGAAAUCGUCACACAUAAUACCACAAUGACAUUAGUUUGUGAAAUUAAAGGUUGUAGAUCGUUGUGCUGGCCACACGAUAGACUCUUUAACUGUUUGCCAUUGUAACAGACGAGUUUUACAUCUGCCCCCGUAGAUCACAAGAUUUGAAAAGGAAAUGUACAUUUUUUAUAAGACAUUAACAAGGAUGGCAUUGUUGUUAUAAAAUGUUUGUAACUGCAUUUAAAAAUUAUAAUGUAUUACAGACAUUACUUUAAAAAAAAAGAUAAUUACGCCCUACGCAUCAUGUCUCAAUCUAUUGAUGCAUGUUAAUCAAUGACUUAAAUUCUGCUGAGUCCUUCUUUUUUCCUGGCUGAUUCAGGCAAGCCUUUCCAUUCUUUAAUAGCACUAGGGAAGACGGAGCACUUGUACGGAUUCGUUUUAUAGUAUGGAAUAAGAAAUGUGCCUACAUUAUUGUGUCUUUCUGAGUAUUUUAUUAGGUUUAGUCUAUCUAUUUCUAAGUUAUUGAUUAUAUAAAAUAACCUUUCUGUAUGCAUAGGCCUAUGUUGGUCUUUUGUUCAUGAAUAGCGGUAGAAUUUUUAUCUAUUGAUGGCAAUUGAUGCUCAGUGAUAAAUCCUAUAUUUUUUACUUUUUUUUUUUAACAGAUUGGAAUGUCUUACAACAGUUUAUAUGUUUUUUUUUUUAUUAAUGAAUGGCGACGUAUUGGCUAGACUUCACUUGCAUAUGUAGUAAAAAUGUAAUGUAAUAAUAUAGUAUUGUCAAAAUGUUCAUCAUUACCCCUUAUUAUUCUAUGUGGAUUCUCAAAACCUUGAAGGUAUUUUUUUUUGUACAAUACCUAUAUUCAAGUCAGAACCUCAUGAAACCUGAGUGAAUGGCUCUAACGAUCUAUUUUUGGCUGAAAUUUAACAGUUGAUGUAUAUCGCUGAGAAAAGAAUUACUAGCUUGUUUGCCACAAUGAGAAACUCUAGUUUGACCGUUAUAAUUUUUCAAAGUAAAAAAUAAGUGAAUGUAAAUUUGGCUGUAGACUAUUAUCUAGGUCUAGAGCCAACAUAGCGAAGUUAGCCGUAUUACCGUAAAUGCGAUAACUUGUAAAUUUUGAAAGCUGCUUCAUUUUUGUUAAAGCGUUGCUUAUAUUUUACUUAAAUCUAAUCUAGAUUCUAGAUAUAAAAGUAGAUCUAAGCUAGAUCUUAAGAGUUCUAAAUCAGAACUUUAGGUCUAAAGCUAGUCUUAAAUCUCGAUGUCCAUAUAAUGAACAUACUACUAAUAUAUUUUCUUCGUUGGUCGAAUCAGAAAAUACAUAUUAUGUAGCAGCUGACGGUGUCACAGGUUCGAUAAUGAAAUUGAACCAAAUU
Messenger RNA from Biomphalaria glabrata, 5186 nucleotides. RefSeq names its product serine/threonine-protein phosphatase 6 regulatory ankyrin repeat subunit C-like. The record is from RefSeq and is a predicted model, not a curated record. NCBI's taxonomy places the organism in Eukaryota, Metazoa, Mollusca, Gastropoda, Planorbidae. Gene Ontology annotation, biological process: regulation of apoptotic process. The transcript is spliced from 9 exons. Bases 194 to 2125 code for a protein of 643 amino acids. Gene Ontology annotation, molecular function: protein binding.